AUGAGUGUCAUCACUGCGACUUCGCAACAGCCCCCCGUGCCCUUUGGCAAUACCGUGGCCGUCUCUGACUACGCCAUGGCGAUCGAGGACAUCUCUCCGAGAAGAAGCUCGUCGGCGUCCGCUUCCUCAUAUUCGACCAACUAUACCACCUCCUACAGCACCACGCCACCUACCGUAUAUUCGCCUACCUCACCAAGAUCCCCUUCAAGCCGAGCAUUCAAACAGCAGGUCGCUCCUCCGCCAACGCCAACUAUUCCUACUUCUUUUCUGUCACGACAACCCUAUGAACCUGCCGUCGGGUCCCUGCCCCCUGCUAUUUAUAAUUGCAUAUUAAACCAACUACAAGACUUGCACGAAGCACCCGAGAACUACCAGUACGGCUGCACGACGUGUUUCCAGCGAGAUCUACAUGCCUUGGCCCUCACAAGCCGGACUUGGGAGAGGGCCGUGAGGAGUAAACUAUACAACCGAAUUCAUAUCCUUGGAGCAGAUUCACCCGCCCAAUUAAAGAAAUAUCGACUCAAGCGAGGCAGUCGUCUGAAGUUACUACGACGGACCCUGCGAGAAAGAAAACUACUAGCCAACCUCGUCUUUGACCUGCGUGUUCCCGACUUGGAUCUUUCACCAACGGUCAACGGCAAGGCGAACCAGCAGUGGGAAGAUUACCGCAACCUAGUCGCCUCCGUCGUCAUGGUCUGUCCGAAUUUGGAACGUUUGAUUGGGUUCAAUAUGAUCUAUCAUCACGAGUUUGAUCGUCUGACUUAUGCCUUGUCUACACGGAAACGUCUCAAAGAACACCAAUGGCUCCUUGGAGAACCAAUUGACACCACCUCUAGUAACGCUGGUGAAAACUCCAAGUCCACGUCAACAUCAUCGCUAACGAAGAUAACGAAGACGUUAGAGCCUCAACAAGCAUCUGAAUUCCUCGACUAUCACUCGUCUUGGAGCAAAAUGGAAACUUUGAUGCUACAUUCAAUGAACGCGGGCGGCGUUCUCGAACAUGGCAUAUUCCUGAGGAUCUUCAACCGUCUUCCCGCCCUUCGAAAUUUGUGCAUCUCUUCCUUUGAUGCCGACAUGUUCACUGAUCGCACUUUGCAAUUCCUUCCGCCGCUCGAGUCGCUCCGCCUAGAGAACCUGAGAGGUGUCACCGAUGGAGGUAUAGCGCAAUACAUUUCGCGGCCAGAGGCCCGCUCACUCCGGUCUUUGACAUUAAUUGAGCAGAACAUCGGUUCUCUGCUAGUUAUUUCAAAAAUAUUUACGUCCCUGAGGAUGCUCGAGCGAUUUAGCCUGGUGCAAUCCAUGCGGACGCCUGUUCUCCCAUCAGCGGCCAUGGUUUUUCAACCGAUUCUUGCUUCGGCGACCUUGAAAUAUCUACAUUGGGAUGUUACCGGACCAGAUUCCGCAGCUGGACUCGGAAAGCUGGUUGACUCCUUACCAUUUGUGAUCCCACAUAAGCCUUAUGACUCGCCCAAUUUCCAUCUGGCCCAAAGCAUACUCCAUUCAGGAUUUCCAUCUCUUUCAGAAUUACGAGCACCGUCAGAUAUUGAACCGCCGGGCAUCCUCCAGUCAGUUUGUCGACCUAUACCCCAUGGACAGGCCUUGAUACCAUCAGACCGGUAUAGUCUGCCCCGGAGCUCCAACGGUUCGGUUAGCAUACGCCCCCUGGCGUUGCCAGCUGGGAACAACCUGACGUCUGCGCGUAUCCGGGCUCAGACGUUCAUCGAUAUGGCUGCUAAGGAUAGUGACACGGGCAUGAAAGUGCUUGUCACCGAUCAUUCCGACUCUUACGUCCCAGAUAGUGCUAUGGAAACCAAUGAUUCGGAAGAUGGCUCGGACGAAGAAGAUGAGGAUAUUGACCUCUUUGGAGGUGCCUUCCCGGGCAUGCAAAGUGCAAAUAUAUCAUCCCAAUCCGACCUGGAGAACGGCGUUGAUGGACCAAAGAAAGUAUUUGAAUUUAGAAUGCCAGCAGUGAUGGGCGUAAUACGGGCAAUAAUGCAUGGCAAUGAAGGAGAGAAAAGCUGUUCAAUACCACAUUUCAUUCUUCGACCAGAUAUCCGCGGCUUUGAUUCGGAUGGAGGUUUAUUAGGAUGGAAAAAUGUGCUUGGACUGAUUCAAGGCAUUACUCCCCUCCAGUCAUCGCCUUCGUUCCCUUUAUCGACUAACCCGGACCUUUUGAAACGAAGCGAAAGCGACCUAAGCUCCGACUCUAUUGUAUCACCCACUACACCGUCAACAUCAGCUGCAUCACGCCUAGCAAGCUGGAGCGGAUUUGGCUCUCGCACCUCCUCCAUGGUCACGUCGCCAACAACUCCCACCUACCCCUCAACACCAAACCCAUGUUCCUCCUCGACCGCGGUGGCAAGUAGUGCCCCCUGGGGCAAAGAUACAUGCAAUGGAGCUUGGAAUUCGGGGCAUCCUAAAGACUGGUGGAUGCAUUUUGAGCGUGAACGACAGCAUGCCAUGGAUGUUAUUGAUAUGAAGAAGUUUUUCUAA
Molecule: messenger RNA, 2493 nt
Organism: Talaromyces atroroseus
Lineage: Eukaryota; Fungi; Ascomycota; Eurotiomycetes; Eurotiales; Trichocomaceae
Exons: 2
Coding region: 1-2493 (830 amino acids)
Source: RefSeq, a predicted model, not a curated record